AUGGUAUGCGAUACGGACUCCCCGGGCACGUCCAUCAUAGCUGCUCCUCUCGACCUAAUCGUUUCCAUUUUACUCCUUUUGUACACAUUCAAAGCCCUGGGCUCGAUGUGUGACGACUACUUCGUCAUCGCCUUGGAGGCCAUCUCGGUGGCCCUCAAUCUCUCACCGGACGUGGCCGGGGCGACCUUCAUGGCUGCGGGCUCGUCAGCGCCCGAGCUCUUCACUUCAGUGGUGGCCACUUUCCUCAUUGUGAACGAAGGUGGCGUGGGUACGAUCAUAGGCUCGGCGAUCUUCAACAUCCUCGUAAUCAUUGGUGCAACUUGCCUCUUUGCCGGGCAGUCCUUAGAACUAAACUGGUAUCCGCUAACACGGGACACCAUCUUCUACGUUGUGGCCAUACUAGAGAUGUCCCUUGCACUACUGGAUGAGGAAGUGGUCCUUUGGGAGGCUCUACUCCUUAUAGGCUCAUAUGUGGCCUACUGCGUGUUCAUGAAGUUCAAUGGGGUCAUUGCAGCCAAGUUGGGUGGGCAGGCUGCCCAAGAAAUAGCAGAGGUCACGGCUGCUGUCGACUGCGGUGAAAAUGGCACCAACAACGAUGACAAAUCCAACGACAUUUCCCUCGUGGAAAGUCCUGUACCGUUUGAUGGUGGUACUGGUGGACUAGAUUCCAUACCACUUGGUCAGUUGCCCAAUCAGAUGGAAGAGGGCUGUGACCACCGACGUAACCGUACCUCGGUAUCUAGUGUACCCAGCUCGAGACGGCACUCACAUCGCGAUUCGGUCUACCAUCCUCCUUCCAGACGAGUAUCGUAUCAAUUCGGUGUCAACAAAUUCCGAGUUAAAAGCCGUACUGUGGAGAUCUACCACCAUUCGCACGGUGUGCCCAGUCAGGACCCGGCGGAAGGUGUCCGAGGGUCACCAUCGCCCAUCGUCCCUUUAGGGCCGGCUCAGGGCGUUAUCGCAUUGACGAAGGUAGAUGAUCACGUAGAUGAACUCAAGGGUUGGAGGAGAUGGGCCCGAGACCCUCUAUUGAUAUUUUGGGAAUACACAAUGCCUGACCCUUCUCAUUACUGGAUCCUCUUUGGCCUGUCUAUAUUGUGGAUAGGAGCCCUGACAUACCUCAUGGUCGAUGCAUGCAACAGGAUGGGUUGCCUUCUCAACCUACCGUCUUUGGUCAUGGGCCUUGUCUUUUUGGCUGCUGGCACUAGUGUGCCCGAUGCACUAGGCUCGAUAGCAGUAGCUAGGCAAGGGGAAGGCGAUAUGGCUGUGUCUAAUGCGGUCGGGUCUAACGUGUUUGAUAUCAUGCUUGGCUUGGGUGUACCGUGGACGUUGAAGUUAGCAAUGGGAAAGCAUGUACUCUUCCCCAACGCGAGAGACACUCUACCACAGUACAUAUUAAUCUUGGCAUUGGUCCUGUUCCUAUUCCUAGCCACUGUAAUACUAAACAGGUGGGUAUUGAAUAAACAAAUGGGCGCCUCUUUAAUUGUUAUGUAUGGUGGUUAUGUUGUUUACGCGCUUAUUCGAGGUGGGUCCGAGGAGGCUUGA
Messenger RNA from Perkinsus marinus ATCC 50983, 1545 nucleotides. RefSeq names its product Sodium/potassium/calcium exchanger 4 precursor, putative. NCBI's taxonomy places the organism in Eukaryota, Perkinsozoa, Perkinsida, Perkinsidae. Gene Ontology annotation, biological process: intracellular calcium ion homeostasis; calcium ion transmembrane transport. The transcript has a single exon. Gene Ontology annotation, cellular component: membrane. The record is from RefSeq and is a predicted model, not a curated record. Bases 1 to 1545 code for a protein of 514 amino acids. Gene Ontology annotation, molecular function: calcium channel activity; calcium, potassium:sodium antiporter activity.